UAAUAAGCUCGUGUUAUGUGAUACCUACUACAGCGACAAGACGCCAACGAAAUCAAACAAGCGGUAUCGCGCAAACCAGGCGAUGGAGUUUAUUAAUGAUCAAGAACCCUGGUUUGGUAUCGAGCAAGAGUAUACUCUUUUAGACUUCGAUGGUAGGCCACUUGGCUGGCCUAAGAACGGCUUUCCAGGCCCACAGGGUCCUUAUUACUGCGGCGUUGGCGCCGACAAAGUGAUCGGUCGCGAAAUCGUCGAGGCCCAUUACAGGGCCUGCCUCUACGCUGGUGUGAAGCUCGCGGGAACCAACGCCGAGGUGAUGCCUUCGCAAUGGGAAUUCCAGGUGGGACCGUGCGCGGGCAUCAAUGCCGGAGAUGAUCUGUGGAUCGCCCGAUUCAUUCUGCAUCGCAUCGCCGAAGAAUACGGUGUGAUCGUUAGCUUAGACCCGAAACCAGUGGACGGCUCGUGGAACGGCGCCGGUGCUCACACCAACUUCUCGACGAAGGCGAUGCGCGGUGAUAACGGUAUCGCUGAAAUCGAAAAGGCGAUCGACAAGCUCAGCAAGCAACAUCUCAGACACAUUCAGGCGUACGAUCCGCGCGGAGGGAAAGACAACGAGCGCAGGCUGACUGGCAAAUGUGAAACCAGUAAUAUUCAUGACUUCAGUGCUGGGGUAGCCAACCGAAACGUCAGCAUCCGCAUUCCCCGUGGUGUUGCCGAGGAGAAGAAGGGUUACCUGGAAGACAGGAGGCCUAGCAGCAAUUGCGAUCCCUACUCUGUCUGCGACGCCCUGGUCCGCACCUGUGUGCUCAACGAAUAAUAAAGUCACGGCGAAGACACACCGGAGAGAUACGCACAUACCUGCAUACACCCUGGAGCGUACAAUUACUUGUAAAACUUAGAAAUUCUACUUGUUUUUCUAUUUGAAAUGGUAAUUAUUGUUGAAUUCAUCUUUCGAAAAAGUAACAAAAUUUGAAAAUUGAAAAUCUUAAGAGUGUCGUUCGAGACAUCUACAAAAUCUACAAAAACAACAUUCGCCAUUAACGAUAAAGCAGAGCAUUGUCGAAAAAGAAUCGACGUUUGUCGAUUAUAGUGUUAUGAGAAUUGAUUCAGUUUUCUUUCAUUGUUUGCAUUAUGGAUAUGAUAUUAUUUAUAGAGAAAACAAUAUUAUUGUUUAUAGUAAAUCAUUGAUUUGCGAUCAAUUCUUGAAUUGUCAAUGCAGUUCGCCGGUCGUAUUCAUAGACAUUCAUAUAAAUAUUGAGUAUAAUUCUAAUUGUAAGUCGAGCUUGUAGUUAUAAGGCAAGGCAUAUAUGUUACUGUUCAAGUUAUCCCAUUAAAUUCUUUUAUAAAGCUCGUCUUUUUAGAAAUUUUAUAAUGCCAUUUUAGAAAACAACAUGAAAACAAUAAGGAGAAUGUUUAUAUAGCUAUGUAUUAUUUGACAUGUUAUUUGACACAUCAGUCCUUACAUCUCUUACAGAAAGAAGAAUGUUAAAAGGGGCCCAUUUUUACCCAUAAAGGUGUAAGUAAAAAGGGAAUAAAGUUUUUUAUAGAUUGUAACCUCCUGAAAAUACAAUAAUGUUAUAAUAAAAAAUUCGGGAUGGAUAGGGUCAUAGAGAACAUCUUAAAAAGUGAACAUAAUACGAUAUAUUUAAACAAAUUUCAAUACACUUGUUUACUUUUCAAGGUGUUUCCCAAAUGCCACGAACUUUUUAAUAAUUUUAUCAUAUUCAGGAGAUCGAAAUCUAC
Molecule: messenger RNA, 1740 nt
Organism: Trachymyrmex cornetzi
Lineage: Eukaryota; Metazoa; Arthropoda; Insecta; Hymenoptera; Formicidae
Gene: Gs2
Product: glutamine synthetase 2
Exons: 2
Coding region: 83-814 (243 amino acids)
Cellular component (GO): cytoplasm
Molecular function (GO): glutamine synthetase activity
Source: RefSeq, a predicted model, not a curated record